CAACAAAACAGCUGAGAAAAUUUGAACUUUAGUCUAAAAAUAUCAAUGAUUCGUAAAUACUUUUAAGACAACUCGCGCCUAGCUGAUAGCAGCAUAUAAACGUGUUCUCGUAGGCUCGAUGAUGGAAGCUGAAAGAAAACGACCAGGCAAACGUCGUUUGCCACGACAAAAGUCCUUUACGGAAGCACUGAAGGAAAAAUAUUGCAGCCCAGAAAUUGACUCGUGCAAUUCUGGUGGAUUUGUGGUGAAUAUUGUCUAUCACGGGAAACCAAAGACGAAUGGGUCGGACGCGGAGCUGGCUUACCUGAGGAACGUGGUGCUGUGUGACAGACGUGUAUCUAAGGCUGGUAUCCCUAGUGACGGCUUAAGGUCUCUCUGUCCCAACGUCAUUGAUCUUGACCUUUCUGGAAAUUUGCUGGAUGAUUGGAGUGAAGUGGUCAACAUUAUAUCUCAUUUGCCUUUCCUGAAGUUUCUUAAUUUGAGUCGAAAUAAGCUUGUUAACAAACAGAAUUUCUUACAGAAUUGGGGGACCUCUCUAGACAAGAUAGAGAGCUUGGUCCUCAACGAGACUGACGUUGCGUGGGAUGAGGUGUUGACCGUAGCCAGUCACCUGCCUAGUCUACAGGAACUACACACCUGUAAAAAUGGAUACACACAUCUGUCCUCAUCAACUCUCCGAGGACUGGAGAAGGUGAAAUACUUGAAGAUGAAUUACAAUCAGAUUGACAGCUGGGAGGAAGUCUGGAAACUUCGCCAUCUGCCAGAGCUGGACACACUGAUAUUAUCAGGAAAUCCUCUCAAGGAUGUGGUUUACAAGCAUAUUGAUGACACAGAUCAUGUUUGCAUUGAAACUGAUAAUACAGCUACUGAUGACGUAGACAUUUCAUCCAAUCAGGAUGAGGAAGAUGAUGAAAAUGGUAACAAAAGUCCUGCUCAAUAUGCUACAGACGUCGUAGAACAGGUUCUCGUAGAGGCAUUUUCAGAACUUGAGCAAACAAUAUUGGACAAAUCAGAAGUUGUCCAGCAAAACAAAGACAGGACUGUAGUUGACAAGACUGCAGAUAAGGACAGGAACAUAGAUAAUGACAGGAAAAUAGAUAAUGACAGCAAUGCAGAUAAUGACAGGAAAAUAGAUAAUGACAGGACUGCAGAAAAUGACAGCAAUGCAGAUAACGACAGGACCGCAGAUAAUGACAGGACCGCAGAUAACGACAGGACUGCAGACAACAAAGUACCUGUCAACUUUUAUUUGGAACCAGAGGAAAAUCACAAUGAUAGCAGUUCUGGACAAGACAGAAAAGCUUUCAGGAAACUGAAGAGUCUGUGCGUCAGUGAUACCUGUAUACACAGUUGGGAUCAUCUGUGGGCUCUCAGCUCUUUUCCCAAUCUUGAGUCGCUCAGGAUACAGAAUAUCAAACUGAUGUCAGAAAUGGGCGAGGAUGACCGCAGGAAACUCAAGAUUGCAAGUUUGCCGAACAUCAAAUUCCUGAAUGGGAGUGAGGUAUUUUGUACAGAAAGGGAGAAAGCCGAGAGAUAUUUUGUCCGAUACUUCAUGGAACAGGAAACCCAGCCGGAGAGAUACAAGGAACUGGAGGCAAAACAUGGUAAAUUGAAACCCAUCGUUGACAUCGACAUUUCCCGAGGGUUUAUGGAGGAAGCAAAGUUGACCUUCUCCUUAAAUGGAAUGACACUGAGUAAGGAAACAUUCAAGGUCAAGGAUAUAGUGCAAGAAUUACGAGUGUUUAUAAUGAAGAAACUUGGAAUCAGGCAAAUGUAUAAAUUGUUUCACUACGGCUGUGGACCCUACCAUCCCAAAAACGAGGAGGUUCUGUUCCAGGAGCUCCAAUCUCCCUUACUUCAGAUGAGUCGGUACGAUAUCAUGGAUGGUGAUGAAAUUCAAAUCCGUCUUAGUAACCCUUUCCGGGUAAGGGAAGGAUCCCUCCAAUAUCUUAACGUGUUGUUCUACCUGGUAGAAUGUGACUACAAAUAACAUUAUCUCGUUGAAACAUAUUUUCCUAAGAGGCUGUGAUUCAAUUUGAAAGAAAAGUUUUCACCUUUUCUCUGACGUUUAUUUUUUGCAUCAUUUUCAGGCAAGAGCAGUUUAUCAUAAUGAAUAGUUUUAAUGUGUAAGAUAUGUUUUAUGUGUUUCCUGCUUCUUGUAACAAGUGUAGUCAUCGUUCUCCAGUGUAGCUGCUUGUUCCCACGAUUAACUCUUUCACCCCUGUGUAACUUCAGUAGACUCUACCAUGCAUUGGUAUGGGUGAGUCCAUUAUGGUCUA
Mizuhopecten yessoensis (Yesso scallop) is the source of this 2279-nucleotide messenger RNA. RefSeq lists its product as uncharacterized. Lineage: Eukaryota; Metazoa; Mollusca; Bivalvia; Pectinida; Pectinidae. Bases 119 to 1990 code for a protein of 623 amino acids. Gene Ontology annotation, biological process: protein folding. The transcript is spliced from 9 exons. The record is from RefSeq and is a predicted model, not a curated record. Gene Ontology annotation, molecular function: alpha-tubulin binding.